CAACUUCAGAGUUUCCGUCCCUUCGAUAUGGCUUUCAGUUGCCUACCGCCGGAAUUGACGCUCUCAAUCGCCGAGCGUCUGGGUCCCUUCUCCAGCUUUGACUUCGCCCUCACGUGUAAACCGCUUUGGGACCUCUGCAACACCCUUAUUCAGAAGCACAAGCGACUCUUCGCGGAACACCGCGUAAUCAAUGCUCAAGACUCGUCCUGGCCACGCACCAAUCACAUCCUGUGGGAUAAGCUGAAAGAGAUAGUGAACGAUCCAAACAUUGGCGAGUAUGUCCGGGAGCUGAAUCUGCCGAGCUCUCGCGCGAUAUACCUGGACGGAGAUGCAUGCCAUGAUUUCCAGCUCACAGAAGAAAGCGCGAAAGUGCCACAGGAAGAUAUUGACCGCUUCGCUGAUGCUGGGAAUCGAAUUCAUGAUCUUCUCCAGUCAGUGGACCUGGGAUAUGGCGUACCUGGUCCCCGCGAGUGGGACGAAUGGCUCCUGCAUGGCUCUUCCGAGCCCAUCAUUGUAAUGCUUGUGCAGCACAUGCCGCACCUCCGGACCUUCCGCUUCACGGAUCUGGAGAUGAACAACGUCUUCUUCGGAUGCUUGUGUGCUGUUGCAGUGGCAUACAAAAACCCCGUACUCGCGCCGCGGUUACCGUUCCAGCACCUUACCACCGUGUCAGUUGCGCACUGGGACACUGAAAUGAGCUGUAACGUGGAAUGGUGUCAACUUUUCUGUGCGAUUCCCAGCGUGCGUAACUUUAUCGCCAGUGCCAUGGGCGGCGAUGGUCUCGAUGGCAUGGUUCUGCCAGCACAAUUACCGAAGUCUAAUGUGACCGAGUUGGUAUUUCACUAUUCGCGUUUCGAGACCUCUGCGAUCGAGGCAAUCGUCAGCAACACGCCGCGUCUGGAGAAGCUCAGCUAUGAACUUGCUGGCGCAACAGUAGCCGAAGAUAUUUCUCCAAUGCCGAAGAAAGAUUUAGAGGCGCUUGUGGAGCAUGUGGGCCACUCCCUGCAGCAUCUGGUAUUUGAAACCCCAGAAUAUGGGGACGACUUUGAGGACGACCUUCCCAAAGUUUCCCUCCGCGGAUUCCGAAAGCUGAAAACCCUCCGAAUUGACUGGCGCCUCCUUUGGCCAACGGACGAGAUGAUUCCAUUCGAUAACGCCGAGAAGUCUGACGGCGGCUUCUACGAAGAAGAGGAAGAGACGGCGGAAAGCGACUUCGACGUACGCAGUGUGCUUCCCGCGUCUCUCGAAAAACUGUACUUCACCGGCUCUUUUACGGAGGAGGAAAAGGAGCUUGUGAAGAAGAUCCGAGAGGCGCCCAGCGAUUACACCCCCCUGUUGAACAAGAUAUACAUUGAGGAUCGCUCGGUGUCGUUCAAGGAAGAAGAAGUCCCGGGUAUUUAUGCAAACCCGCUGUUCAAGUACCUGGAAGGACAUGGGAACUAGGGUUGGAAAUGACAGGGCUAGACUAUUUUUCAGAAAGGGGAUGUGAAAUUAUUGGAGAACCUUGUAAUUCGAGGUUUUCGGAAGAACGCUAUUUUCGUAGGCUCCCUAUGAGCACUAUCCACGGUGGCCAUUGACCACAGGUUUCCCUACGACGUAU
This is a messenger RNA of Paraphaeosphaeria sporulosa, 1600 nucleotides long. RefSeq lists its product as uncharacterized. The transcript has 2 exons. The record is from RefSeq and is a predicted model, not a curated record. The coding region runs from base 28 to 1443 and encodes 471 amino acids. NCBI's taxonomy places the organism in Eukaryota, Fungi, Ascomycota, Dothideomycetes, Pleosporales, Didymosphaeriaceae.